UUUUCCAAUCAUUAUCGAAAAAAUCGAACGAAUUCCACUUGCCUCUGCGUUGGUUUUGGAAAUUCCUGACAGCCCAAAAAAAAUAUAGAAACAAGCGUUGUGAAAUUAGUCCACUUAUACUUAAAGAUUAAUCUAAACUUUCAAGAAAGAAAUAGACAUAAAUUAGAAAAAAGCGAAUGAAGCAUUCAUCUUCCAAUAAUCUACGCCUACGGUUGUUAAUAUAAACAAAUAGAUAAAUGGCGACGAAUGAUGGUAUUGGCACACAGAAAGAAAUUGAUGAUUUUUUAAACAAGGUUGAUGAAAUAGAAAAUCUGGUGAAAACGAUGAAAUAUGGAAAGGGUCAAGAUGUGUCUACAGCAAUGAAGAAAGCUGAUGAAUUGAUUGAUGAUAUUAGUAAAAAGAAGGCUGUCAAUGAACAUAAAGAUGAAGAUGGCCUUCCUAAGACUAAAACAGGUUUCAAUAAGACUGUUAUUAACAAGAAUGAAAAUGAAUCCUCAGGUAUCACUCCAGUAGAAAACCAUGGAAUUAAUCAGCCAGUAAACCAAGACGCUUUUAUGGCAACGUUAGAAGCAGAUGCUAAGGAAAGAGCUGAAAAGAGGAAGAUCAGAGAAAAAGAAGCCAACAUUUUGAAAGAACAGGGGAAUGAGUACUUUAGACAAGAAAAUUAUCACUUAGCUCUAACUUGCUAUUCAAAGGCUUUGGACCAGAUAAAAGACAUUACAGUGUUAUAUACAAACAGAGCUCAGACUCUGAUUAAAAUAGAGAAAUACAGAGAAGCAUUAACAGACUGUGAUUGGGCUUUAAGGUUAUCACCAAACUGCAUUAAAGCUCACAUUCACAUGGGAAGAGCACACCUAGGACUGAAAGAUUAUAAUAAAGCAAGAGAUUGUUUCCAAGAGGCUAAAAAGUUUGAUUCAAAAAUGGAAAAUGUAAUGAAAGAAUAUUUGUCAGAAGUAGACAGGGCUGAGGAACAAGAAAAAGAAGAAAAAAAGGUUAAAGAGUUAUUUGAAAGUGGUAAUGAGAAUUGCUGUGGUAUUGCUUAUCUACUGGAGAAAGUUUUAAAACCAGAUCAACUACCAAUUUAUUAUGCUGGAGGUUUCAAACUUCUUGGCUCUGCUGUAAAUAAUAAUGAAGAAAGAACACUAUUCAGAACAAAAGGAGGUUUGCGUCUGAUAGAAGAACACUCAUAUUUUCCAAAGUGUUUUGCUACAUCUCCAAGGAGCUUAUCUCAGGAAGAAUUAGACAUGUUAACAGCUGGUAUAAAUAUGUUUAAUAAAGCAUGCAUUGACUGUGAGACAAACCAACAAUUGAUUGUAACAUCCAAUGGAUUUCCAAAUAAGUUUUUAAGAUUUUUAGAAGUAAAAAUAAAAGGUAAUGGAAAAGUUAUGAAGUCAGCAUGUAUUAAUUUCCUGAAUACAGUUGCAUUGACAGAACUUGGAAGGUCGACUGUUAUCCUCACAUUCAAUAUGAUAAGGCUAUUAACAUUAUUAUAUGACCUGGUUCGAACUAAUGCUAGCUUGGCAGUCAUGGCUGGUUACAUCUUAAACAACUUGGCUUUAGAUAAGAGAUUUAAGCAACAGAUCCGUGACAAAAUGGAUGAUAUCUUACCAUCAUUUGAAACUCUGCUGAAAGAUAAUUCAAGUGUUUUACAUGUCCUUCCCUCCUGCAUUUCAACAGUGAUGAACCUAUGCUAUGACCCUCAUAUUCGACUUAAAAUCUUGAACAGGAAUGAGAUGUGGAAAGCUAAUGUAGACUUAUUGGUUAUCCACAAAGAUAAAUUAAAAGAACCAGUCAGCAUUGAAUUAGUUGAAUCAUGUCUUGGAAUGUUAGCAAAUCUAACAUACGAACCAUCUCAAAAUAUGAAGGAAUUUAGUUUGCCUAUUUGUAAAAAUUGUUUAGAAUUAUGUUCAAAGUUCAAGCAUUACAAACUGAUAGUUCAAAGAGCAUUUACUAUUCUCGGCCAUAUUCUGCCACAUUCCAUUCCAACAGUAGAUUGGUUCUGUGAAAAUGCAGGGCAUGAACUUUUGCUGUAUUGUAUAAAGAAUGAAGAAGAAUUGGAAGAAAAUAAGAAAUCGGCAUUAAAGGGUUUAGCAGGAUGUACUCAAAUAAAUGAUCAGGCUAGAAUAUUUAUUGUUGAUCACAAAGGUUUGGGUACUUUGGUUAAAUCCAUUAAGAGUUGUGAUGAAAGUGUAAUUGGCAAUGCAGCUCUUUGUUUAGGUCACUGCACGCAAAUUCCAAAAGUUUGUGCAGCUCUUACAAAAACAGAUAUUAUGAAGGAUCUUCUUGUAUUAGCCAGAGAUGGAAAACGCCCACAGUUACAAAAGAACUGUGCUAUACUGAUAGCAAAACUUGCUCAGGGUGACACUAGGCAUUUGGAAAAGUUACGUGAAUUGCAUGGAAUUGAAAUACUGCACAGUUGUAUGAACUACAUCAAGACAUGAUAGCAAAUUCGUUUGUUUUAAGUAUUACAGGACAAUCUUCAAAGUGUAUAUAUAAAUAUAAUUGUUGACAGUCGUGUCAUUUCUCUUUUAAAAAUUGAUUUUAUAAUAUUAUUUCUGUGAAAAUAAAUCUGUGGAAUUUU
Messenger RNA from Mytilus californianus (California mussel), 2581 nucleotides. RefSeq names its product tetratricopeptide repeat protein 12-like. NCBI's taxonomy places the organism in Eukaryota, Metazoa, Mollusca, Bivalvia, Mytilida, Mytilidae. Gene Ontology annotation, molecular function: protein binding. The transcript is spliced from 17 exons. The record is from RefSeq and is a predicted model, not a curated record. Bases 237 to 2441 code for a protein of 734 amino acids.